Messenger RNA from Fusarium subglutinans, 4509 nucleotides. Its product is annotated as glycoside hydrolase family 18. Gene Ontology annotation, molecular function: chitin binding. The coding region runs from base 1 to 4509 and encodes 1502 amino acids. Gene Ontology annotation, biological process: carbohydrate metabolic process. The record is from RefSeq and is a predicted model, not a curated record. The transcript has 16 exons. NCBI's taxonomy places the organism in Eukaryota, Fungi, Ascomycota, Sordariomycetes, Hypocreales, Nectriaceae.
AUGAUCAUGGCAGCUUCCAGGAAGCCGCCAGCACUCCUUGCCUAUCUUUGCCUUUUGUCACUCAAUGUUCUUUUAUUUCCCUCGCUUUGCUUUUCAGUCGAUGUUGAGCAUGUUGAGUCUAUCUUUUUGAGGUCUCUCGUGCCCCGAGAGCUCAGCGCAGCAGCCGGUGCCUCCGGUACUGGAGACUUCAGUUGCGGUCCAACCAAGCCCUGUUCCAACAAGGCUUGUUGUGGCAAAGAUGGCUGGUGUGGUUUCGGAGACAAGUACUGCGGCAAAGGCUGUCAAUCUCAUUGUGACGCCAAAGCCGAUUGUGGUGCCAACGCUGCCAAACCAGGUCAAACUUGUCCUCUAAACGUCUGUUGUUCUGAGUUCGGGUUCUGCGGCACCACGUCCGAGUUCUGCGGCAAGACUUGCCAGUCCAACUGUGCACAGCCUAAGCCCAAGUCAUCCCCUUCUAACGUUCGCAAACGUGUCGUUGGAUACUGGGAGGCUUGGAACGAUCAACAUGCCUGCGGUACGAUGGGCGUGGGUGAGAUUCCCGUGAACUAUCUUACACAUCUGAUUGUAUCGUUUGGAUACAUUGACUCGAACUUCCGAAUUACCAAUAUGGAUGGUCUCAGUUCAGAUGUCUAUCGGAGUGUCGGUGAGAUCAAGGCCCAGAACCCAGGUCUUAAGAUUAUGAUUGCCUUGGGAGGUUGGACAUUCAAUGAUCCCGGCCCUUGGCAGAGCGUCUUUCCUACCAUGGUAUCCAGUCAAGCAAAUCGUGCAACAUUUAUCAAGAAUCUCCUGGGAUUCUUGUCGGAAUAUGGUUAUGACGGAGUUGAUUGGGAGUAUCCCGGAGCUAAAGACCGCGGUGGCUCUGAUGCAGAUGGCGUCAACUUUACUGCCAUGCUUAAAGAACUUCGUCAAGCUAUUACAGCUAGUGGCCGUAAUUAUAUCACGACUUUCACCGCCCCAACCUCAUACUGGUACCUCCGUCACUUCGACAUUAAGAACAUGUCCGAGCAGGUUGAUUGGAUCAACCUCAUGUCUUAUGAUCUUCACGGCGUUUGGGACGGAGAUAACCCCAUCGGUAAACAUGUUCUCUCCCAUACUAAUCUGACUGAGAUCGACCUUGCUCUCGACUUGUUCUGGCGCACUAACGUUGAGCCAUCGAAAAUUGUUAUGGGCUUAGGUUUCUACGGGCGUUCAUUUACUCUUGCUUCAAGCUCUUGUUGGAAGCCAGGUUGUGCCUUCACUGGUCCUGGUGCUGCUGGACCUUGUACCAAUACGGCGGGAAUCUUGUCUUAUAGAGCUUGUCGGUAUCUGGUGUACGACGAUAAUAGCUGGAUUUCUUAUGAUGACCCAUCCACCAUUCAGGCCAAGAUCGACUAUGCUAACAAGAUGGGACUCUCUGGAGUGAUGAUCUGGGCCAUUGAUCUUGACGACAGCAGUCUUGAGUCACUCCGCGCCGUGUCAGAUUCCUCGUUACUCGACAGCGUAGAAGGCACAUUCGACCUGGUCGAUCUGGAUAAGCUGUUCCCUAAGGAAUAUCUCCCUGCUUCUGGCAGCAAGCCAAGUUACGGUUUAGUAACAUUCGGCGAUGCUACCGGAACUGAUCCUGCCGCAUCUGGCUUUGGCUUCCUUCUUGUGGCAGGUGACUCUCAUGUCGUCAGUAGUCUCCGAAAACGAGACGGCGAACCUGAACCAUUUGUCUUCCUUGAAUGUCCUGAAGAUGUACUAGACCUUCCUAAGGAUACUCCUCGUACUGCGCGUGUCACGUGUGUCAGUGGUGAUCUGGAAGGAUGCUAUCGGAUCAUGGAACGUGGUGUCGAAGGCACCGUUGUCGAGAUGCCUGACAGCUGUGCUUCAGGCCAACUUGUUAGAGCCAUAUCCCUUACAGCCUCCAAAAACCAAUCCAUGCCUCAUGCAUACUCUCAACACCAACGUUUCUCACAGGUUUUCGACUUCAUUUUUGAUUUCAACUUCAAACUAAUGCGUCGCGAUUCUAAUAACACCAGUAUCCGCAUGGAUUAUUCCAACACCCCGGGGUACUGGAAUCAGCUGGUUGACAGAGCUGGCAUUCAAUCUAGGGACUUGAAGCAUCUUGGCGAACGAUUCUUUGCACCAACGGACCUGGAAUGGAACUUGGCUUACGACGACGGCAACAAGUAUACCUUUAGUCCUGAGGAAGCAGCUAAGGUCAAGAAAGAUGUUAGUGCACCUCUGUACUGGCAAACUGUUGAUAAUUGCGACAUUGACGGUGCCGCCUACAAUGAGGGCUUUGGGGCCUAUGUCAAUGGCGAAAUUGACGCUCAAUUCUACUACGGAUUUUCCUUGAUUGGUACGGAAAAGGGCGGAGUUUGGGACGCGAGACAAUCCCAUGGAUUCCUUCAAGUCCGAGGCCAAAGCGACAUGACCUUCGGCAUUGGCGGCAUUGGCGACGUUGACGUGGCGAAAGCACGAAAGGGAAACCCUGCCCAAGAGGACACUGAUGGCAAAGUCAGCCUCAGAGGCAAUGUUAUCAUGGCAGGCCAAUCUGGUGGCUUGGUUUCUUUUCAGCCGUACUACAAAGUAACGUACAGCCUGGGCACUUUCAACGGCAGUGAUCGAGACCCUGCAAACUCUGCAGCGUCUUUCAAUGGGCGCCUCAACGCUCGCGUUGUCUCUGACUUUGGCAAGUUCCAGGCAGACUUCCCUUGGAAAGGCGAUCACAAAGACCCGGAUAAGUUUUCGAACAAGCUCAACAAGGCCCAGUUUCAGUUGGGAAACGACAAUGUUCUUUACAGCUCUUCAUCGGACGGUGGCGCGAUUACUAUCGGUAGUCAGGUCACAUUCGGCCUGAGCAUCGAAUUCUUGCUUUAUAAGGACCUCUUCCGUAGCAAAACCGGAUUUCCAGAGCUCUCUCUCUCGUACAACACCUUGUCAACAUUCAGCUUUAGCCCGGGUAAGAAAGGCUCUGAUGAAUCAUGUGCUCAGUACGAGCUUUCAACCAAUAUCGUUCAAUUAACAACCAAUGAGGAGUCCAUUGGUUGGACUGCGGAAAUGGGCGACGGUAUUCUAGUUCAAGAGACGCAAGGGCCGAAGGAUGGAGCACAAUGCUUCAAGAAUGGCGGGAGCUCUUCAUCAUCGAACUUGAAGCGCGCAUCAACUCUCUUAUCGUCUGACCAGGACUUUAAUGAGACCAUCCCGGGUGAAGAAUUUGAGCUGAACUCUCUUGCUCGUCGACAAGCCGGCCGCAUGCCUGGUUGGGGUCUAGAUACCGGAGAGGACUUGACCAAGCGUAUGAUUGGUAUGGACGAUCAAAUUGGUAAUCGCAGGACAAAGUUUGACUGCGUCGACUGUGAAAGGUGCAAUGACGAAGACGAGGAGUCGAAAGACUUCUGCUGCGGCUGUGUGAACAUGGAAUUCAAGUACGGUUUCAGCGAUAUUCCUUCAUGCGCCGACUGCGACUUCGACGAGUCCGGCAUGCCUUGGCGCCAGGAAGUCAUGGCCUCCAUCAAUCUUGGCAAACGGGAUGUAGCAGAUGAGAACGAAGCUGAAGACAGCACGAACACCACGCUAGUACACAUGUUGCAUCCUCGAAAGUCUGGAGAAGCCAGCAAAUUGGUUAAGCACGUCAGAAUCUGCUCUGACCUCUUGGGAACCCAGGGUAUGAUUGGACUCGGAUCCCCUUAUUGGUAUCCGGCGUUCCCUAAGAAUCCUAAAUGGCCUUGGGACGGGAUCGAAGGCGGGAAGUGGGAUUCCGUUUCGCGAUACUGGGGAAAUUCCUCUUUUGUAUGCGACAAUUGGGGAAUCACUUCUCUGCCGAAAGCCGAUACUAUCUGGGUUGAUGUCAAGGGUGUGAAGCAACAAUUCCGAGCUGGUUACCAGACUGAGCAUGUAUUCGAGGGACAAAUCAUAGGAAGAUUCUUUUCUGAAUGGCUUGAUAAAGGCUUCUUUAACAAACAGGAACCUAUGCCAGCAAAUCCCACACCAAAGGCACCAUGUUCUUGGACUGACCAAUGGAUUAUGACCCCUAAGGCGAACCCGAAGUGGGAGCUCAUAAUUAAGGGGGCGCCUAAUACUCCGGUAUCGUUUGCGCGAAUUCUUCUAUCAGAGCUAGGCAGUGAAGCACAUCUUGACCGAUUGACACUUUUACAAUCUAGGUUGAAUCGUAAGAAAGGAAACUUCUUCACCAGCAGCGAACCAACUGCUCCCAAAGCAUAUUCGAACAUGAAUGGAGAUGAUCAACUUCAAGAGGUCAAAGAACUAGGAUUGGUGUUUAACUACAUGAACAACAAAGAAGUAUGGGCGAAGUUCUGCGUCGUUUAUGAAGCCAUCUAUGACCACAUGGGCGAAUUCGACACUUGGUACGCGGCACAAACAAAUACCGGCGGCGUCACGGCUCCCAAUCUGCAAAAAGAAUGGAAAGAGUUCAAUCGCGAAUUACUCGACAGUAUAGUCCGAAGGUCAAGAAACUACUGGAUCAACUACGGACAGAUCAAGUUCUCCAACACCUGCAACAACAUGGACGCGUCAAAAGCUUAA